AGAUGUUCACAAUUCCCCUUGGCUAACUUGUCUGCAGGUGACAGGGGAUCCAUGGGGACUAAAAUGGAGAUACCAACGUGGGUAGUGAUUUGGCUGGCAUUGUCCUUGGGAUUAGUGACUUCAGACAAAGGGAGUCCCCAGAAGAAUGCUCCAACGGUGAACAUCAUCCCAAAAAUGACCAAGUCAUCCAUGAUUGCAGGAGUGAGACCAGCACACAACGGGCAGGUCUGCAGCACAUGGGGGACCUACCACUUCAAAACCUUCGAUGGGGACGUCUUCCAGCUCCCUUCCAGCUGUAACUACAUCCUGACUUCACACUGUAAAAGCUCCUAUGAGGACUUCAACAUCCAGCUGAGGCGUCAGGUUGAGGGUGAAGAGCCGACCAUCAGCAAGGUCACCAUGAAGCUGGAUGGGGCAGUGGUGGAACUCACCAAGGACUUGGUCCAGGUCAACGGGGACAGUGUUACUCUGCCAUUCAGCCAGUCAGGCGUUUUCAUUGAGAAGACACCGUCCUACAUCAAGAUCACAGCUAAGCUGGGACUGGUUGCCAUGUGGAAUCAAGAGGAUGCCUUCCUUUUGGAGAUAGACAACAAAUACAUAAACCAGACUUGUGGGCUCUGUGGAGACUUUAAUGGAGUUCAGCUCUACGACGAGUUCAUUAUGGAUGGUAAAAUAUUAACUCCAUUUGACUAUGGAAGCUUCUGGAAGAUGGAUGACCCAAAUGAAAUCUGCAGUGAACAAAAACCAAAGUCUUCGAAAAAUUGUGCUGAACAGAUAUCAGUUUGUCAGAAGCUCCUCUCCAAUCCUGCCUUGAGCAGCUGUAAGGACCUGGUUCCCACUGCCUCCUUCAUCAAGGCCUGUGUGAUGGACAUGUGCCACUGUCCCAAGGGCAGCAGCAGCUCCUGUCUGUGCAACACCCUUUCAGAGUACUCUCGCCAGUGUGUGCAUGCAGGGGGGAAGCCCCAGCAAUGGAGGACAGCCCAGUUCUGCCCAAAGUCAUGCCCUUCCAACAUGGAGUACCAGGAGUGUGGAAUCCCCUGUGUUGACACCUGCUCGAACCCAGACAGGCGCCAGCUGUGUGAAGACCACUGCACCGAUGGCUGCUUCUGUCCCCCAGGCACUGUUAUCGAUGACAUCGGACAUGGUGGAUGUAUCCCAGUUCAUCAGUGUUCCUGCAGCCAUAAUGGAAAAGAAUAUAGACCUGGAGAAUCGUACACAACCAACUGCAAAGAAUGUGCCUGUUCUGGGGGCCAGUGGAGCUGUCAGGACCUUGAUUGCCCAAAAACCUGCUCUGUGAACGGAGGUUCACACAUCACCACCUACGAUGGCAAAGCCUACACCUUCCAUGGAGACUGUUCCUAUGUCCUCACAAAGCCAUGUGACGGGAGCAAUUUCACAGUGCUGGGGGAUCUCGUGAAGUGCGGGCUGUCCGACACUGAGACCUGCCUCAAAGCCGUCACCCUGGCCAUCUCAGGAGGGACCACCGUGGUAAACAUUCUAGCCAAUGGGAAUGUUUUUGUCAAUGGGAUAUUAUCUCAGCUUCCACUUAUUGCUGCGGGAUCAAGCAUUACCAAGCCAUCCACAUUCUACAUCAUCAUUCAGACACCGUUCGGACUUCACCUCAAGAUCCAGCUGACACCUAUCAUGCAGGUCUACAUUACAGCAGAAUCUGCACAUCAAGGCACCACCUGUGGAUUGUGUGGGAACUACAAUGAUAUCCAAGCCGAUGAAUUCAAAGCCAUGAGCGGGAUGGUACAGGGAACCCCGACGGCUUUUGCCAACAGCUGGAAAGCGAGAGCCAACUGCCCAGAUGUAAGCAUCAGCUAUGAAAACCCCUGCAGCCUUAGCCUGGAGAAUGAAAAAUACGCUGCGCACUGGUGUGCACUGCUCUCCGACCCGAAGGGCGUGUUCAGCCCCUGCCACGCCACAGUGAACCCCGACACCUACAAAGCUAACUGCAUGUACGACAGCUGUAACUGCGAGAAGAGCGAGGACUGCAUGUGUGCUGCAGCCUCCUCCUACGUCCAGGCCUGUGCUGCUAUGGGCAUCCAGCUGUCUGGCUGGAGAGGCGCCAUGUGCGGAAAAUACUCAUCUGAAUGCCCCAGCACCAUGGUCUACUCCUACAGCAUACAGAACAGCAGUCAGACCUGCCUCUGCUUUAGCAAUCCCGAUAACACCUGCAUGCUGACCUUUGAAGCAGUGGAUGGUUGUACCUGUGCUGACGGAACCUAUAUGAAUGAUGACGGCAAAUGUGUACCUCCUGAAAGUUGUCCCUGCUACACUAAGGGCACUGUCGUACCUCCUGGGGAGGUUGUUAGCAAGGACGGCAUUAUGUGCACAUGCAAGCAAGGGAAACUGAGCUGCAUAGGAGAAAUGGACAGUGUACCAUCUUGCACUGAACCAAUGAUCUUCUACGAUUGCUCUAAAACUGGACCAGGAGCCAAGGGCUCUGAGUGUCAGCAGAGCUGCCAGACACUGGACAUGGGAUGUAUAAGCACGGAGUGUGUGUCUGGGUGUGUGUGCCCAUCUGGAUUGGUGUCUGAUGGGAAAGGAGGCUGUAUAAAGCAGGAGCUCUGUCCAUGUGUCCACAAUGGAGAAUCAUACCAACCCGGAGACAAAGUCAACGUUGACUGCAAUACCUGUACUUGUAAGGAUACAAAAUGGCAGUGUACUGAUAACGAGUGCCACGGCACCUGUGCCAUCUACGGGGACGGCCAUUAUGUGACUUUUGAUGGGAAAAGGUUCACCUUCGAUGGAGACUGUGAAUACAUACUAACUCAGGACUACUGCAGCAACAACGUAAAUGGCACCUUCCGGGUCAUCACUGAGAAUAUCCCAUGUGGCACCACCGGUACCACCUGCUCUAAAGCUAUCAAGCUCUUCCUUGGGAACAAUGAGCUCAUACUGACAGACGGAAGCCAUGAAGUUAUCCAAAGAGAUACAGGCGAAGAGGUGCCCUAUCGGAUCAGUGUGAUGGGAAUUUAUCUGGUUAUUGAAGCCAAUAAUGGCCUGAUUCUUAUGUGGGACAAGAAGACAAGCAUGUUCAUCAAACUUAGCCCUACAUUUAAGGGCCAGGUCUGUGGUUUAUGUGGCAACGAUGAUGGUAAUGAAAACAAUGACUUCACCACCAGAAGCAAUGAAGUGGUCGUUGAUCCUCUGGAGUUUGGAAACAGCUGGAAAGCCUCUCCAAGUUGCCCUAAUUCAGAUUUUACCAAAGAUCCCUGCUUAUUCAAACCAUACAGGCAGUCUUGGGCCCAGAAACAGUGCAGCCUCCUCAAAAGCACAGUAUUCACAGCCUGUCACUCACAGGUGGAUCCUACUCCAUACUACGAUGCCUGUGUAAGAGACUCGUGCGCUUGUGAUACGGGAGGAGAUUGUGAGUGUUUCUGCACUGCUGUGGCUGCAUACGCAGAGGCUUGCAAUGAGGCUGGUGUCUGCGUAGCGUGGAGGAGUCCACAAAUCUGCCCUCUAUUUUGUGAUUUCUACAACCCACCUGGAGAGUGUGAGUGGCACUACCAGCCAUGUGGAGCUCCUUGUAUGAAGACAUGCAGAAACCCCUCAGGGUCGUGCUCCAGUCUGAUCCCUGCCCUGGAAGGUUGCUAUCCCAAAUGCCCACCUGCCCAGCCAUAUUUUGAUGAAGAUUCCAUGACGUGUGUGGAUAGGGAACAGUGUGGCUGCUACGAUAAAGAUGGAAAACACUACAACAAUGGAGAAACAGUUAAUUCCACAGUCAACUGUCAGACAUGUCUCUGCAAGUCAUCAAGCAUACAGUGCAAUUUCGACGAUCAAGCUUGUUACUGCAUUUACGAAGGAAACAGGUUCCCAUACGGAGCUACCAUUUACAAAACCCAUGAUGACCUUGGAAGCUGUAUCACGGCCUUGUGUGAAGAGAAUGGGUACAUCCACAAAAUCGUUGAUCAUGACUGUGGCAUAACAACCACAUCUACAACUUCAACAGCUACCUCAUCAACAUCAACCAUUUUGAAUUUCUCAUCAACAAGGCCAACAGAACCCAAUAUAUCAACAACAACCCCAAAAACAACUUCAGUAACUUCAGUGACAUCACCACUUUGUCAGAAAUGUAAGUGGUCUCCAUGGAUUAGUGUUGAUUACCCCCAAAUUGGUCCAAAUGGUGGUGACAAUGAAACUAUUGCAAAUAUAUUAAAUCAUGGGAUUAAAAUUUGCAAAAGACCAGAAAAUAUUAAGUGUCAAGCUGUGCAUUAUCCAGGAGUACCACUUUCUGGGUUAGGGCAAAAAGUAAUAUGCAACAAGGAUGUGGGAUUAAUUUGCAAAAACAAAGAUCAAUUUGUUCCACCAAUAUGCAUGGAUUAUGAGGUGAAAGUUGAGUGUUGUGAAAUCACAAGUUGCCAUAAUACAACAACACCCUCAACAACUACUUCAUUAAGCAAGAGUCCUCAGCCAACAACUACAAUUACUCCAACAACCACCACAACAGCUACUACAGUUUCAACAACUACAACCAGCCCUAAAACAACAACCACUACUCCAACAACUACAACCAGCCCUACAACAACAACCACUAUCCCAACAACUACAACCAGCCCUACAACAACAACCACAACCUCCACAACUACACCAACAACAACUACAACCACCACUACCCCUACAACUACAUCCUCCACAACUACACCAACAACAACUACAACCACCCCUACACCAACAACAACAUCUACCACCACUCAAACACCGAUACCACCAUCACCCACUCCAGUCUGCAACAAUGGAGAAAUCUGUCACUCAUCUGGAUGGAUUAAUGCUGGUCAGCCAACAAUUGGCCCCGAUGGUGGAGAAAGUGAAUCCAUUCAAAAGAUCAUUGCUUCUGCAGGAAUUA
Molecule: messenger RNA, 4852 nt
Organism: Paramormyrops kingsleyae
Lineage: Eukaryota; Metazoa; Chordata; Actinopteri; Osteoglossiformes; Mormyridae
Source: RefSeq, a predicted model, not a curated record